Molecule: messenger RNA, 882 nt
Organism: Pseudogymnoascus destructans
Lineage: Eukaryota; Fungi; Ascomycota; Leotiomycetes; Thelebolales; Thelebolaceae
Exons: 1
Coding region: 1-882 (293 amino acids)
Biological process (GO): intra-Golgi vesicle-mediated transport; Golgi organization; protein transport
Cellular component (GO): membrane; COG complex
Source: RefSeq, a predicted model, not a curated record
AUGAAUGGCUUUUACUUUGGGGGUGACUCUGCAAGCGCCUCAUCCGCAGACGACGAGGACAAUCUACCAUACCCAGAAGCUCUCCCGAGGAGUGACUUCUUGGUUCCCAACUUUGAUGCAUCCGACUACCUCUCCACCCUUGCAGACCGCCAUCAAACCCUGGAGGACUUACGUACAGAUCUGAGAGAGCGUUCCCAAGCAUUGUCCAAAGAGCUCCUCGACCUCGUCAAUGUUAACUACGAGCAAUUUCUAAGUCUUGGCUCGGACCUUCGUGGUGGAGAGGAGAAGGUUGAGGAUGUGCGUGUGGGCCUCCUAGGUCUCAAGAGAGGAUUUGAAGAAGUGAGGGGCAAGAUAAAGGCUAAGGGCCAAGAUGUUGAUGGCCUGCUCAGCGAGAAGUCACAGAUCAACUGGGAGAUCAGUACGGCAAGAACUAUGCUGGAGCUCGAUGCCACGUUAGAAGAACUGGAGGAGAAUCUGAUGAUGGGCUCUGUGGAUAGACAGACUCGAGACGAGGUUUGGAGUGAUAGCGAGGAUGAUGAGGAUGAGGGUGGGCUCACCCUUGAUAUGGCCACAGGAGGCGCCAGCAUCAGAAAGUUGCAGCGUCUUGUAAGAGAUUACUGCCACGUCGUUCGUAUGGCUCGAGCGGCUGGCCACGAAAAUGCAUUCGUUGCUACACAGCAGCAGCGGAUAGGGAGAGUUAGGGGUGUCCUUCUUCUGGAUCUUAAUACGGCCCUAAAAGAAGCCAAUGGGUCUGACGAUUCUUCUCGAGCACGCCUGGUGAAAGUGAUGGGCAUUUAUAGGGAGAUGGAUGAAGCUGCGGAGGCUGUGAAAGUACUGAAUGGUUCCGAGUUCAGAAGAAAGCAACAGUUUGGGGACACAUAG